Molecule: messenger RNA, 2781 nt
Organism: Closterium sp. Yama58-4
Lineage: Eukaryota; Viridiplantae; Streptophyta; Zygnematophyceae; Desmidiales; Closteriaceae
Source: the annotation of a GenBank genome assembly
AUGGCCCAUCCGGGUCAGUGCAAGGACGAGGCAUCGGGACUUGAGAAGGUGGUUCUCCGACAGGCUGGCGGCGCGACAGCGGAGGUGUUCUUCCAUGGCGGACACGUCACCUCGUGGAAGCACGACGGCAAGGAGGAAAACCUCUUCAUGAGUAGCAAGGCCAUUUUCAAGCCACCCAAGGCAAUCCGGGGCGGCAUUCCAGUCUGCUUCCCUCAGUUCGGUCCAAUGGGGCCGUUGGAUCAGCACGGCUAUGCCAGGAAUAGAUCCUGGUCGUUGGAUCCCACGUCUCCCAACACGGAUCCUGCCUCUCUUGACCUCCUCCUCACGCCCUCCCCUGAAGACCUGCGCAUCUGGCCGCACAGCUUUGAGCUGCGAAUGAAGGUGGCGUUGGGAAGAGGGGGCGAGCUGCUGUCGUCCAUGCGUGUUCUCAACACAGACAGCAAGGCGCUCUCCUUCACCUGUGCCCUGCACACAUACUUCCGCGUCUCAGAUAUCAGCGAGGUGCGCAUAGAGGGGCUGGAGACGCUGGAUUAUUUCGACAACCUGGAUGCACUCAAGAGAGUGACGGACCAAGGGGACUCGAUCACGUUUGACUCUGAGUUUGACAGAAUAUACCUGAAUACGCCAGCAAAGGUUGCUAUAGUGGACCACGCAAUAAAGAAGACGUACCUCGUCAAGAAGGACGGAUUCCUUGAUGCAGUCGUGUGGAACCCCUGGGAGAAGAAGGCAAGGGCUAUGAGCGACAUGGGAGAGGGUGAGUACAAGCGGUUCGUGUGUGUGGAGGCAGCAGCGAUCGAGAAGCCAGUGCAGCUGAAGCCAGGGGAGGAGUGGCGCGCGGGGCAAGAGCUGUCAGUUGUUCCUUCGUCAUACCACAGCGGGCAAUUGGACCCUACCGUGAUCAACACCGCUGACCGCCGUCUCAAUCCCCUUAUCGCUGCCGUUGCUGAGCGUAUGGCGAAAGUGGUGAACUGGCAGCAGACGGCAAUCGUGUCAGCACUCCUGAUCGCCACUGUUAUAAUCACAAGCCAGUGCUACCCGGCUUCUUGGAUUGACCGUCCGAGCCGACCAUCUGACGACUGCACCAUCCCUGCCAGUAACCAGCAAGGCUCUCAGAAACCCUCGAGAUUCCUAAUUCAGGACUACGGCCUCCAGGGACCCAUCCCCUGGACGUACAUCCGACCGUCCGUCCGCGAUGAAUUUACUGUCAACGGCUCGAUCAGGGCCGUUGAACUUUUCCACGGGACGGAUAUGGGUGACUCUGGAGCGAAGGCUGUCGUCUGGCCGACCAGACAAAUCGACCGGAAAAGGAGAAUGGCGGAGGCGCGAUCCCCUAGAGUCUCUAAAUACGGCGAGAAUGCAACUCUUUCUUUUUACGAGGCAUUGGAUAAGUACCCAGUAGAAGGGAAAUCGGUGCUGGUGAUAGGGAGUCAAACCCCUUGGCUUGAGGGGAUUCUCUUGGCGUAUAGAGCUGGAUCGAUCACGACCGUUGAUUUCAACAAACCCUUUGCAGAUUAUCCCGGAUUGAGGCUGUGGAAUAUAGCUGAGCUGGAUGCCGCCAAUGAGACCUUUGACGUGGUAGCUUCCUAUUCGUCGCUGGAGCACGAUGGGCUGGGGAGAUAUGGCGAUCCAAUAAACCCGGAUGGGGAUCGGCUCAGAAUGAUGAAGAUUAGGGGCCUGUUGAAGCCAGGAGGGCUCUUCUUCCUGGGGGUGCCUGUAGGCAAUGACACGCUGGUGUUCAAUGCGCAUCGCGUGUACGGUCCCAUCCGCAUGCCACUGCUGCUCGACGGCUGGAAGCUGCUGGACGUGUUUGGGGUGUCCAGUCUCGAAGCAGCUUAUAGGGAAAACCUUAAUGCAACAAUCUUACAGCCGCAGACGGCAAUCGUGUCAGCAGCCCUGAUCGCCACCGUUAUAAUCACAAGCCAAUGCUACACGGCUUCUUGGAAUGACAGAGCGAGCCGACCAUCUGGCGACUGCAUUAUCAAUUCCGGUGACCAGCAAGGCUCUCAGAAACCCUCGAGAUUCCACAUUCAGGACUACGGCCUCCAGGGACCCGUCCCCUGGACGUACAUCCGACCGUCCGUCCGCGAUGAAUUUACUGUCAACGGGUCGAUUCAAGCCGUUGAAAAUUUCCGCGGAAUGGAUUCGUACGAUUCUGGAGCGAAGGAGUUUGUCUGGCAGAGCGAAGAAAUUGACAAAUAUCGGCGAAUGGCGGAGGAGCGAGCCCCGAACGUUUGCCCUUACGGAGUCAAUAGCACCCUAUCGUUUUACGAGGCAUUAGACAAGUACCCAGUGACAGGGAAAUCGGUGCUGGUUGUAGGGAGUCAAAUCCCUUGGCUUGAGGGGAUUCUCUUGGCAUUUAAAGCUGGGUCGAUCACGACCGUUGAUUUCAACAAACCGGUUGCAGAUUAUCUGGGACUGAGGCUGUGGAGUAUUCCCGAGCUGGACGCUUCAGAUGAGACGUUUGACGUGGUAGCUUCGUAUUCGUCGCUGGAGCACGAUGGGCUGGGAAGAUAUGGGGAUCCGCUCAACCCGGAUGGGGAUCGGCUCAGAAUGAUGAAGAUCAAGGGUCUCCUGAAGCCAGGAGGGCUCUUCUUCCUGGGGGUGCCUGUAGGCAACGACACGCUGGUGUUCAAUGCGCAUCGCGUGUACGGUCCCAUUCGAAUGCCACUGCUGCUCGACGGCUGGGAGCUGCUGGAUGUGUUUGGGGUGUCGAGUCUCGAAGCAGCUUAUAGGGAGAACCUAAAUGCUUCCAUCAUACAGCCGGUCAUGGUGUUGAGGUAG